Messenger RNA from Leishmania braziliensis MHOM/BR/75/M2904, 1269 nucleotides. RefSeq names its product putative calreticulin. The transcript has a single exon. Gene Ontology annotation, biological process: protein folding. Gene Ontology annotation, cellular component: endoplasmic reticulum; endoplasmic reticulum membrane. NCBI's taxonomy places the organism in Eukaryota, Euglenozoa, Kinetoplastea, Trypanosomatida, Trypanosomatidae. Gene Ontology annotation, molecular function: calcium ion binding. The record is from RefSeq and is a predicted model, not a curated record. Bases 1 to 1269 code for a protein of 422 amino acids.
AUGACUCAGCGGACAAUGUUGGCCGCCGUCGUUGGCGUUCUGGUCCUCUGUGUGUGCCUGGUGCAGGCGGAGAUCUUCUUCCACGAGGAGUUCAACACGCUGGACGGGUGGGUGCAGUCGGAACACAAGGACGACUACGGCAAAGUCGAACUUUCGGCGGGUGCGCUUCACGUGGAUGCCGCCAAGGAGCAGGGCAUGAAGCUCACGGAGGACUCUAAGUUCUACGCCAUCUCGAAGGAGCUGCCGACGCCAGUCUCAAACGAUGGCAAGCCCCUCGUUAUCUCUUUUUCUGUCAAGAACGAGCAGAAUCUGAAAUGCGGUGGCGCGUACCUCAAGUUCUUCUCCGAACUGAACCAGAAAGACUUACAUAGCGAGUCUCCGUACUGGCUGAUGUUCGGCCCCGACGUCUGCGGCUUUCAAAAUCGCCUGCACUUCAUCUUUAACUACAACGACGAAAACCACCUCUGGAGAAGCUUCUGGAGGUUGACUAAAGAGUUGAAUGAAAAAGCCACGCACGUCUACACGGUCCAAAUUUCGCCGAAUAACACGUAUCAGCUGUACGUCGAUGGCAAGUACAUCCAGGAGGGGUCGUUGGUGGACGAGUGGGAGAUGCUGCCGCCAAAGACCAUAGCCGACCCUGAGGAGAAGAAGCCGAGCAAUUGGAUCGAGGAUUCAAUGAUGGAUGAUCCGUAUGACACCAAGCCGGAGGACUGGGACGACGAGCUGCCCACCAUCGCCGACGACACGGCUGUAAAACCGGAUGACUGGGUCGACGAGGAAGACGGCGAGUGGGAGGCCCCGCGGAUUCCGAACCCGAAGUACCGCGGUGCAUGGGUGCCUCGCCGCAUCGAUAACCCGAACUACAAGGGUGUGUGGAGUCCCCAGCAGAUCCCUAACCCAGACUACAAGGAGGAUCCAAACCUCUACAAGUCGCCGGCGCCCCUGAAGUACGUCGGCAUCGACGUUUGGCAGGUGGAGAGCGGCAGCAUCUUUGACAAUAUCAUAAUUGGCGACGACCUUCAGGAGGUGCUGAAGGUGGUGGAGAGCACGUACGGCGCCAUGGCCGAGGAUGAGAUGAACCUCAUUGAGGCCGAAGCCGAGGAGAGGCAGAGGAAGGAAAGGAAGCAGGAGGAGGAGAAUUCCCUGACGGAGCAGGAGAAGGAGAAUUCCGUGACGGAGCACGUGGAAGAGGAAACCGAAGCGCCGGUUGCCCUCAACGGCGCCAACGACAAUGAAGGUAAUCAGGACUCCAAUAAUGAGGACCUCUAA